Akanthomyces muscarius is the source of this 1527-nucleotide messenger RNA. RefSeq lists its product as uncharacterized. Gene Ontology annotation, biological process: transmembrane transport. Bases 1 to 1527 code for a protein of 508 amino acids. Gene Ontology annotation, cellular component: membrane. The transcript is spliced from 2 exons. Lineage: Eukaryota; Fungi; Ascomycota; Sordariomycetes; Hypocreales; Cordycipitaceae. The record is from RefSeq and is a predicted model, not a curated record. Gene Ontology annotation, molecular function: transmembrane transporter activity.
AUGACGUCUCCUACAGAAACGACCGCCUUGCUCGCUGACGAUCGCGACCGCGAGCAGAGCAGCACUCCGUGUGAGGCUGCAGCUGCAGCUGCAGCUGCAACAGCGCGCCGACACCGUCAUCUCGUGCUGAGCAUUGUUCUAGUGUCUGUUGUCGCGGCAGACUUUGGAAACGCGCUCUCGCUCGCGCCGCAGCUAAAACUCUACGAGUCGCUCAUCUGUGGUCGGCUUUUUGGUCGCGUAGCUGCCGACGACGACGACCCAAUUUGUAAAUCGCCGCAGGUUCAAUCCGAACUUGCCAUCCUGUUCGGCUGGAAAGGAACCUUUGACCAGAUUCCUGGCAUUGCGCUGGUUCUCUUCUACGGAUGGGUAGCGGACCGUAUCGGGCGCAAGCCCGUAUUACUACUCUCGUUGGGUGGCCUUUUCCUGGAGGAUGCCUCUAUCCGUCUGCUCACUUGGUGGAGCUUCACGGCGUCGUCAUCGCUUAAACUGAUUUGGCUUACGCCAAUCUUCCAAGUGAUGGGGGGCGGGCCGGGAACUGCCACAUCAAUGGCAUAUUCCAUCAUCACUGACACAUUUUCAGCAGCCGAACGCGCAUCUGUAUACUUUUAUCUCAGCGCCGCAAUCAUCAUCGGAGAAAUUUUGGCGACUCCGCUGAGCGCGUCGCUCAUGACCUGGACACCGUGGCUGCCUUUCCUGGCGGGAGUUGGAUGCCAGGCCGUUGGACUUUUGGCAGCACUUUUCCUUCCAGAAACAAAACAUGCGGCCACUGCAGCUUCUGUUCCCCUGGCUGCCGGAAGUAUGGCCAGUGGUACACCUGCGAAACGUCACAGCCUCUGGCAAGAGUGCUCAGACUUGGCCAGCGCCAUAAAUUCCCACUGGAAAGCCGCGAGAAGCAGCAAAGGCGGUUUUAAUACAACGUUAAUAUUUGCGUCCUUUCUCAUGGCGAGUAUUGGGUCGUCGGCUCUAUUGCUCAUGACACAAUAUGCCUCUAGGCGGUUUUCUUGGUCCAUUCCGAAAGCCAGCCUAUUGCUGUCAUUGAAAGGGACUAUCAAUAUUAUUUGCCUCCUUGCGUUCUUGCCCUACAUCUCUCGAGUCCUGAGCCAAACCAUGCCAGCAGCCGCCAAAGAGCUACGAAUCGUGAAAUGCAGUGUCUUAUGCUGGACGGUGGGUCUGGCUCUCAUGGCUUUCGCGGCGCAAGCCGCCCCUUUCAUUAUCGGCAUCACGAUACUAUCUCUAGGUUCCGGAUACCUAGCAAGCUUGAGAAGUCUCGCCAAUGCCCUGGGAUCUCAAGCACAAGUUGGACUCCUCAAUGGCCAGAUUGGUCUCGCGACGGGUGUCGGAUCACUAGUCGCUGGACCGUCUAUGGCUGCUGCUUUUCAGCGUGGCAUGGAUUUGGAUGGCCUGUGGUCCGGCCUUCCUUACAUUAUCGCAGCAGUACUCUUCUUGGCUGCGACAUCUCUAGCUUGGUGCAUAGAUGUGACCAGCGACUCCCAUCAGUGUGCGGCAUUAGCGACUGAAGAAGAAUGA